AUGAACCACCACGAGGAAAGUCAUUACAGUUCAGCGAAAAAUGCAGUGGAGCGUGAUCAGUCCAUUCAUGUUGACGCCAGCCAAGAUUUUAAGUUGAAAAUUGCCAAAGACGGCCAGCCGAUGGUGAACGACGUUCCCAAGGUUUCUUACGCUCAGAUGCCAGCCCCUCGUGUGGGACCAGCCAUUCCCAGCCAUGAACGAGGGGUCCCUGAUGAACAACGUCUCAUGAACUAUUUGUUCCAGGGAUAUGAAAGGACGGUGAGGCCGGUGCGCAACGCCUCGACUCCCGUAGUCAUCCGGAUGGGCCUAACAUUAACACAGAUAUUCGACAUGGACGAGAAGGACCAGGUCCUGGUAACAAACGUCUGGCUCGAUCAGGAAUGGGUAGACGAGUUUAUGCGAUGGGACCCGGAUCAGUUUGCCAACAUCACCACCAUACGCAUCCCCUGCAACAAGCUCUGGCUCCCAGACAUUGUCCUCUAUAACAAUGCCGCCGAGUACACAGACGGGUUAAUGCCUGCAAAUGCCAUGGUCAAGUACGACGGCAACAUCUUCUGGCCCAUACCGACCAAACUGCAGAGCUCUUGCAAAGUUGACGUCACUUACUUUCCGUUCGAUGAGCAGGAGUGCUACAUGAAGUUCGGAUCUUGGACUUACGAUGGAUUUCAGGUUGAUAUUACCAAUCGAACCGAGAAGGUCGAUCUAAGCAACUACGUGAACAACGGCGAAUGGGAGCUGCUGAACAUACGUAUAGAGCGUAACGUCGUGACGUACGCGUGCUGCCCGGAGCCGUUCCCGGACGUCAAGUUUUACAUCCACAUCCGGCGUCGUACGCUCUACUACAUGUACAACGUUAUAUUCCCGUGCAUCAUGAUGUCCGCCCUCACACUGCUCGUGUUCUGUCUGCCACCUGACUCCGGAGAGAAGAUUGCCCUAGGUAUAACAGUGCUAUUGGCGUUCUCCGUAUUUAUGUUGGCAGUCGCUGAGAAUCUCCCUGAAACAUCGGAGUUCGUUCCGCUGAUCAGUAUCUACCUCACUAUUGUGAUGGCCCUGACCUCGAUGUCGGUCAUUAUGACCGUGUUCGUCCUCAACCUUCACCACAGAGGUCCAAACAAGAGGGCUGUACCGAGGUGGCUAAAAAAACUGCUGCUAAACGGGAUGUCCCGGUUCCUUUGCUUGCAGGAAAGUAAACACGACCCUGGGCGUUACUACGACAACGAAGAACGAUUCAUAAAAAAUGUGUCGCUGAAGAUUACGCUUGACAACAUUCAACAGGCUCUCGAGAAUGAGGCUAAACUAGAAAACAUUGAAACGAUGAAUCAAGCAGAUACCGAUCUUUCAAAUAAUUCUUCGCAUUUUGCGUCACCUCUAGACAGAGAACGUAUGGACAAUACUUCCGAUGUACAGCGCAGCAACCACGUGGAUUUUGCCCGAUUGGAGGGUUCUGACUGGAAUCAAGUGACAAGCUCGAUAUAUCCUUCUCAAACGCAACACUGCUAUCAGUUUGACCCGCGGACAAGUGAAUUCAGUUCUGUAACAGGAGUAAACAUUUUCCCAAACGCAGUGUCAGAAAUAAUCUCCUCUCAGACCAACAACCGACUGGGUGUCCCGGGCAGGCAGGACAACAACCACAAAUCGAAGCGCCGCGCGAAAUCUAUUCUUUCGAAAACGAACGAAGAGAUACUGACCUCUCUGAAGAGGAUUCUGGAAAAGCACGAGAAGGAAGAUCGAGACUAUGAGGUGGUCCAGGAAUGGAGGCGCGUGGCGCAAUGUGUCGACCGCAUCCUGUUCUUUAUCUUCUUUAUUGCUACCUUUUCUUCUACCAUUGGUAUUCUGGUGAUUGCCCCUGCGACACAGUACUAG
Messenger RNA from Dreissena polymorpha, 1863 nucleotides. RefSeq names its product neuronal acetylcholine receptor subunit alpha-10-like. Gene Ontology annotation, molecular function: transmembrane signaling receptor activity; acetylcholine-gated monoatomic cation-selective channel activity. Gene Ontology annotation, biological process: regulation of membrane potential; signal transduction; monoatomic ion transmembrane transport. The transcript has 8 exons. The record is from RefSeq and is a predicted model, not a curated record. NCBI's taxonomy places the organism in Eukaryota, Metazoa, Mollusca, Bivalvia, Myida, Dreissenidae. Gene Ontology annotation, cellular component: postsynaptic membrane; neuron projection; synapse. Bases 1 to 1863 code for a protein of 620 amino acids.